Messenger RNA from Suillus fuscotomentosus, 1830 nucleotides. Its product is annotated as putative halogenase. NCBI's taxonomy places the organism in Eukaryota, Fungi, Basidiomycota, Agaricomycetes, Boletales, Suillaceae. Gene Ontology annotation, molecular function: monooxygenase activity. The record is from RefSeq and is a predicted model, not a curated record. The transcript is spliced from 15 exons. Bases 206 to 1726 code for a protein of 506 amino acids.
CUUGAUUUGUACAAGUAGCUGGCCCAUUACAUUGUACAGUAAUUACUCCAGUUGACCGUUUAGUCUAACUCGGUCGAGAUGAUCUAGCGGCUUCCUCGGAUGCGAGAAUAUUGCUACGUUGCAUUAUUCAAGACACAGUUUCUGAAGCGAAUCUCGUAUAUAAAGGCAUGGCGACUUUCUCUUUCCUACAAUUCCCUUCACAAAAAUGGCCACUCGAACACUUCCAACUGCAACCGAAAUACUUGUUGUCGGCGGUGGACCCGCCGGAAGCUACGCUGCUGCUGCUUUAGCUCGAGAAGGCUUUGAAGUCACUCUUCUCGAAGCUGCCAAGUUCCCCCGUUAUCAUAUUGGCGAGAGCUUGCUCCCGUCGAUCCGCCCCUUCUUGGCAUUUAUUGAUGCGAAAGAAACCAUCAAGAAUUACGGAUUCACAGUCAAGGUUUGGAUAGUCUUCAACGUCCGGCCUGAUACAGAUUUCAUUGCGCUGAACCCAGACAAUGGGUCUUGGAACGUGAUUCGGUCGGAGUUUGACGAUUUGCUAUUCCGCGCAAAUGUGUUCGACAAUAUAAGAGUCACCGAGUUUCAGUUCGAGGGCGAAAGACCUGUUUCAGCCGAUUGGAAGGAUGCCUGCACUGGAAUCGAGGGCCGUAUCUCUUUCACCUACCUAGUCGAUGCGUCAGGAAAGAACGGGGUCAUGUCCACAAAGUAUCUCAAGAACAGACGAUUUAAUCAGGCUCUCAACAAUGUCGCUUGUUGGGGAUACUGGGAUGGAGCCGGGUCUUACAUGCCGGGUACCACUCGCCAGAAUGCUAUCUUUGUUGAAGCACUUGAAGACGAGUCUGGAUGGGCUUGGUUCAUUCCCCUUCACGAUGGAUCCACAUCUGUGGGAGUUGUGAUGGAUCAAGAGAGAUCCGGCUCAAAUCUUCUGGCUCAUUACAAGCAAGAGCUUUUAAGCAACGCUCCUGGAGUCCUUAAGUUGAUGGGAGAUGCCACCCUUCGAAACGAUGGUACACCGAUGGCUGUGAAAUCUGCAGGCGAUUUUAGCUACUCGGCCCCCUCUUAUGCUGGGGAUCAUUACCGACUGGCUGGGGAUGCUGGAGCGUUCAUCGAUCCAUUCUUCUCCUCUGGCGUCCAUUUGGCUUUCACAGGUGGACUUUCGGCUGCUCUCACGAUUUCUGCGUCGAUUCGAGGACUCUGCAGCGAAGAAGAUGCCCAGCGUUGGCACACCUCAAAGAUCGCGACCUCUUACACGAGGUUCCUUCUUGUCGUCCUGGGCACCUACAAACAGAUCAGAAACCAAGCUAUGCCGGUGAUGAGUGAUGUGGAUGAGGACAAUUUUGACAGAGCCUUUGAUCUCAUCAGGCCGGUGAUACAAGGAACAGCAGAUGUUGGUAAGGCCUUAACAGAAGACGAACUCCAGAAGACUAUGGACUUUUGUAGUCAUCUAUUCGCACCAACCGAUCCCGAGAUGCAUUCUGCGGUCAAAGCUAGACUGGAUCCUUCUCUAACAUCCCCAGAUGCGCCUGUCAUGACAGAGAGCGACAUCGAUCGCGUGCUUGGAGGUGCUGAUGAGGAAGCCAAGAUCGUUUUGAGCGAGAUCAACGCACGGAAGCCCAUCCACACAAUGUACAACCCCACGGAGAACUUCGGUGUGGAGGCACACUUUGGUUUCAAAGCUGUCUUAGAGCGAGGUAGAUUGGGUUUGGUGACUAGCCAGACGGAGCCGUGAUAGACACAUCGCUUACUCGCUUACUCGACCACAAUGAUUGGAAUUCAUCUAUGUAAACAAUGCGUGUUACUAGCUGAUAGUAGAACUUGUACUAUACUAGAACU